AUUCGAUAAACCCAAACCUAGUCUAGAUAGUUUCAAGUUACCCAAUUCUGCCGGCACAAAGCCUCGAAUUCGUAGACUCGUACACAAUCAAUUUUAAUGUUUCUUUCUCCAUCCUCCUAGCAUAUAGAAUGGCAGUAGGUUUUGCCUGAUCUAACCUACCCAUUAGGCGUAAUUGUUACAUUCCCUCCCGAGCCAUUAUGACUUUGGAAGACCCAGAAUCUCUCUGUGAAUUUCCCCUGUAAACAAUGCCAUUGAAAUCUCUCAACACCUUUGCUGCCACCACCAUGUUGAGCUUCGGGCUCUUCAUCCUCUUCUUCGCAGGAUUUCUUGAUUUCCCAUCCGCAUCUUCCUCAAUCCCCUCACCCAAAGACUCAAUCUUUGCGUCCUUGUCAGAUUCCAAGCCCGAUCCGUUCCAGAACCUCCUGGGGGCUUUCAAGAAGUGGGAUUCUAAAGUGGGUUGUGCCCAGUUCAGAGAGAAGCACAGAGGGGAUUUCAGAAAUGGGUCGGGUUUGAUUUCUUCUAAUUCUUUGCAAGAUGUUGAUGAGGGUGAAUUGGAAUGUGGGGAGUUGAAAAUGAACCAUGUGAGUGUUUUGGUCAAAGGGUGGACUUGGAUUCCUGAUGGUAUGGAUAAUUUGUACUCUUGUAGAUGUGGGCUUAGCUGUUUGUGGACUAAAUUGCCAGUUAUGGCUGAUAAGCCUGAUGCUUUGUUGUUUGAGACUAGUACUCCUCCUCUUAAGAGACGGAAAGGUGAGCCACUACGUGUAUACAUGGAUCUUGAAGCCGGCAGGAAGAGAUCGGGAUAUGAGGAUCUCUUUAUUAGCUAUCAUGCCAAAGACGAUGUCCAAUCCACCUAUGCUGGAUCAAUCUUUCAUAAGAAUCGGAAUUAUCAUCUGUCUUCGUAUAAGAGAAAUGACACGCUCGUUUAUUGGUCUUCAUCCCGUUGUCUUCCCGAAAGAAAUAAACUGGCGAAACAACUACUCCGAUUGCUUCCACACCAUUCGUUUGGAAAGUGCUUGAACAACGUAGGCGGCCUUGAUAACGCACUCACCCUUUAUCCCGACUGCAUCAAGGACCCUAACGAGGCGCCUAAAUGGUGGGAUCACUUACACUGUGCAAUGUCCCAUUACAAGUUUGUCCUCGCGAUCGAGAACACCAUGACGGAGAGUUACGUAACCGAGAAGUUAUUCUACGCCCUAGAAUCCGGAUCCGUCCCCAUUUACUUUGGCGCCCCGAAUGUCCAGGACUUCGUCCCUCCACAUUCAAUCAUCGACGGGACAAAGUUCAAGUCUUUGGAGGAACUUGCUUCCUAUGUUAAGGCGCUCGCCAAUGAUCCUGCCGCCUACGCAGAAUACCACGCGUGGAGGAGAUGUGGAGUGAUGGGAAACUAUCGAAAAACCCGAGCAGCUAGCUUGGAUACUGUACCCUGUAGGCUUUGUGAAGCUGUUAGCAAGAAAAAUGGAAGAAAUGCUGAAGCCUCUUGACAGCAUAGUAAAUGUCCUUAAAUAUUUAUUGCUGAGAUGUCAAGAUUUUGUUUCUUAGUCAGAGUAGUUUGGGUUGGGAAUAUACACAGGCAUUUUGCAUGUAGAAAUUGGAACAAUAACACAUCAAUCAUACAGGGAUUUUGAUUUAUAUUUAUAAGCACAUAUUUGUACGUUUC
Molecule: messenger RNA, 1657 nt
Organism: Ipomoea triloba (trilobed morning glory)
Lineage: Eukaryota; Viridiplantae; Streptophyta; Magnoliopsida; Solanales; Convolvulaceae
Product: alpha-(1,4)-fucosyltransferase
Exons: 3
Coding region: 246-1481 (411 amino acids)
Cellular component (GO): membrane
Molecular function (GO): alpha-(1->3)-fucosyltransferase activity
Source: RefSeq, a predicted model, not a curated record